Molecule: messenger RNA, 1992 nt
Organism: Aspergillus neoniger CBS 115656
Lineage: Eukaryota; Fungi; Ascomycota; Eurotiomycetes; Eurotiales; Aspergillaceae
Product: sugar porter family MFS transporter
Exons: 2
Coding region: 203-1831 (542 amino acids)
Biological process (GO): transmembrane transport; carbohydrate transport
Cellular component (GO): plasma membrane
Molecular function (GO): carbohydrate:proton symporter activity
Source: RefSeq, a predicted model, not a curated record
GAUUCGGGCACUUUUCUAUCUUCCAUCUCAACCCCGACAAUCAUCACUUAACUUGACUUUUACCCUACGGUGAUCUUCAACAAAUCCCAACCUAGGGUCUCCUCCUAUUACUUUAUUUAAUAUCCUCUUCUUUAUCUUGUCGUCUUUGACUUGACAUCCUUCCCCACUGAUAAACAAACAAAACAUCCUCCACGUGUCCACCAUGGGUGUCGAAACCUCCGCUGACCACGGGGAGAACAUCUCCCCGGCGGUCGCUCCCCAGCAGCACUCCAGCCAAGAGUCUUUCCAGAAGCCUCUUGGCGGUGUUGACACCCCUGUCCCCCGCGUGACCCUACGGGCCUUCGUCAUGGCCGUCUUCGUCUCCAUGGGUGGUCUCCUCUUCGGUUAUGACACUGGUCAGAUCUCCGGUUUCGAGCAGGAAUCCGACUAUCUCCGCCGCUAUGGUAUGCAGAACGCUCAGGGCGAAUGGUACCUGAGUGACGUCCGCUCCGGUCUCUUGACCAGUCUUCUGUCCAUUGGUACCCUGGUCGGUGCUCUCGUCGCUGCCCCCAUCGCCAACAAGAUCGGCCGCAAGUGGUCCAUCACUUUCUGGUGUGUUAUCCUCAUGGUCGGCUUGAUAGUCCAGAUCUCUGCCCCCUCCGGCAACUGGGUCCAGAUGGUCAUGGGUCGUUGGACCACUGGUCUGGGUGUUGGUGCCUGCUCCCUGCUCGUCCCCAUGUACCAGGGUGAGAGUGCCCCCCGUCACGUCCGUGGUGCCAUGGUCAGUUGCUACCAGCUGUUCGUCACCUUCGGUAUCUUCCUGGCCUACCUCAUCAACCUGGGUACCAACACCCUUGAGGGUACUGCCCAAUGGCGUAUCACUCUCGGUCUGACCUUCCUGUUCGCCAUUGUCCUCGGUGGUGGUAUGGCUUUCUUCCCCGAGUCUCCUCGUUUCGACUUCCGCCACGGCCGCGUCGACCAGGCCCGUGCCACCAUGGCCAAGCUGUACGGUGUGCCUGAGAACCACCAGGUCAUCCUGCAGGAGCUCGACGAGAUUCAGAACCAGCUCGAGGCCGAAACCGGCAGCGAGAAGUGGUACGAAUUCCUCACUGCGCCUCGCAUGUUCUACCGUAUCUGCCUGGGUAUGGCCCUGCAGACCCUCCAGCAGCUGACUGGUUCCAACUACUUCUUCUACUACGGUACCACCAUCUUCAAGGGUGCCGGUCUGUCCAACAGCUUCGUUACUCAGUGCAUUCUGGGUGCCGUCAACUUCGCUUGCACCUUCGGUGGUCUGUACACCGUUGAGAACUUCGGUCGUCGCAAGUCCCUGAUCUUCGGAGCCCUGUGGAUGUUCGUCUGCUUCAUGAUCUUCGCUUCGAUCGGUCACUUCAUGCUCGACGUCGCCGAGCCCGAGAACACCCCCGGCGUCGGCAAGGGUAUGAUUGUGCUCGCUUGCUUCUUCAUUGCCGGAUACGCCAUGACCUGGGCUCCCAUGGUCUGGACCAUCACCGCCGAGCUGUACCCCUCCAAGUACCGUGCCCAGGGUAUGGCUCUGGCCGUUGCUGCCAACUGGGCCUGGAACUUCCUGAUCGGUUUCUUCACUCCCUUCAUCACCAGCGCCAUCGACUUUGCCUACGGAUACGUCUUCGCGGGCUGCAUGUUUGUCGGUGCCUUUGUCGUCUACUUCUUCGUCAUGGAGGGUAAGGGCCGUACCCUCGAGGAGCUUGACUGGCUGUACGUCAACAAGAUCAAGCCUUGGAAGAGCAGCAACUUUGAGAUCCCCGCUCUGCACUCCUUCCAGUACGAGGAGGAGCGUAAGCAGUCUCGUUCUUACCACGCGGAGAACGCGUAAAUGUCAGUUUAGGAGUUUUGGGAGAUUGUCUAUAUGUUGAUGGAUAUGGCUUGCAUGAUACUAUUGCAUGUUUGCAUGUUGCAUGAUUCGCAUGAUACCUUAUUAUUUUAUACCAUGUACUGAUAAUUUUUCAAGAGUUGAUGCAUCAACUGGGUUUCAAA